Messenger RNA from Ascochyta rabiei, 1230 nucleotides. Its product is annotated as DNA-(apurinic or apyrimidinic site) lyase. NCBI's taxonomy places the organism in Eukaryota, Fungi, Ascomycota, Dothideomycetes, Pleosporales, Didymellaceae. Gene Ontology annotation, biological process: base-excision repair, AP site formation; base-excision repair; nucleotide-excision repair. Gene Ontology annotation, molecular function: 8-oxo-7,8-dihydroguanine DNA N-glycosylase activity; damaged DNA binding. The coding region runs from base 1 to 1230 and encodes 409 amino acids. The transcript is spliced from 2 exons. The record is from RefSeq and is a predicted model, not a curated record. Gene Ontology annotation, cellular component: nucleus.
AUGGCAUUGCGAGCGGCGGAGUGGUGCAAACUACCUACAAGCCUGACGGAGCUGUGCAUCAACACUACAUUGCGCUGUGGACAGUCUUUCAGAUGGCGGAAGUCGGACGACGAUGUAUGGUCAUGCGCCAUACAUGGCCGCAUACUUUCUCUCCGCCAGGACGCUGAAGCCCUUCACUAUCGUGCCACCUUUCCAACCGUCCCUGUCAUCCUGCCCACCCCAUCUCCCUCAACAACACCUUCAGUCGCCGCCGAGCACGAUGAUACCCUUGCUUUCAUAAACCACUACUUCAACCUGGCGCCCAACCUCGGCCAGCUUUACGAACAAUGGGCAGCCUCAGAUGCCAAUUUCAAAAGACGAGCACCAAAGUUCACAGGCAUACGAAUACUGCGGCAGGAUGCUUGGGAGGCCCUGAUAGGCUUCAUAUGCAGUAGCAACAACAACAUCAGCCGAAUAUCAGGCAUGGUGCACAACCUCUGUCUGCACUACGGUCCGCUGAUAGGACAUAUCGACGACGUACCGUAUCACGAUUUCCCAACACCACAAUCGCUUUGCAAACCAGAAGUAGAGGAUCAUCUCAGGAAGCUGGGCUUUGGAUACAGAGCGAAAUACAUUGCGAAAACAGCGCGUAUCGUUGCUGAAGAGAAAGGAGGUCUGGCAUGGCUCGAAGCAUUAAGCAAUCCAGAGUUACCGCAGUUCAGCGUCGAAUCGAAACCUGCUGGCGACCUCCUGGAGGGCGGCAGGGAUGCGUACCGCAAGGCACACGAAGAGCUACUCGUGCUCCAGGGUGUUGGUCCGAAAGUUGCCGACUGUGUCUGCCUCUUCGGUCUCGGCUGGCUCGAAUCCGUACCCGUCGAUACACAUGUCUGGCAGAUUGCGCAGCGUGACUACAAAUUUGGGAAGGGCAAGCACAGCAGUCUGACGGCGGCGACAUACGUUGCGAUUGGCAAUCUUUUCCGCAAGCUUUGGGGAAAGGAAGCAGGAUGGGCCCAUUCUGUUCUGUUUACGGCCGACUUGAAAGCGUUCUCUGACAGAACUGUCGCAAAGACAGAAGUUAAAGAGGAAGAAGUCGUGAUCAAGAAGGAGCAUGACGAGAUCGUGACUGAGGCAUCGAUCAAGCAGGAAACUACAAAGCGCAAGCGUAUCAAGAAGGAGCCAGACGAGAACGAACAUCAAGUCUUGGAAGUUGAGGAGAAGUUCACACGUAGGAGCAAAAGGCAACGAGCGUAG